UUGUUGUCCUAGAUGUCCUGGCUGGGACAAGAAAAGACAAUCCCAGUCUUUGGAGACGGCACCAACAUUGUUCCCACUAUUCACAUCAAUGACCUUGCAAGUGUUAUUCAAAAGAUAAUUGAAGUUCAGCCCAAGCCGUACUACCUGCUGGCUGUGGACUGUUCCAACAACACCAUGGAGGACAUUGUUAAGGCCAUUGCCGUAGCACUUGGACCCGGGACCAUCCAGAAGAAGCCAUUUGAAGAGGCCUUCCUGGAGCAGGACUUGAGUCUCAUGGAAAUCGAUUUAAUGCGCAUCAACCUUCUUAUGGAGGCCGCACAUCUCAAAGAACUGGUCCCCAUCCGCUGGUUAUGUGAGUCUGGUCUGGUGGAGAAUAUCGAGCUGGUAGUGGAAGAGUACCGACAGACCAGGGGACUGCUGCCCAUUCGGAUCUGCGUUCUGGGUCCUCCGGCAGUGGGGAAGAGCACUGUGUGUCAACAGAUCUGUGGUCACUACAAGCUCCAUCACAUCCGGCUGAGGAAGACCGUGGCAGAGACCAUCUCACACCUGGAGCAUACGGUGAGGAACAUGAAUUCAGAAGCAGAGAACGAGGAGUCCACAGCAGCCACAGAGACUCAGGAACUCCUGAAUAGUUUGAAGGACAAUAUGGAGCAGAAUGGAGGUAUGUUGGAUGACCACCUGUUGGUGAAGGUGAUGGUAGACAAGCUGAUGUCCAACCCCUGCAAGAACCAGGGAUAUGUUCUGGAUGGAUUUCCAAAGACAUAUGAACAAGCUAAAGAGCUUCUCCAUGUUGAGGAACCAGAGUCCGAGGACAAACCUUCAGUGGUUUCCUUGUACAACAAGAAGAUAAUACCAGAGUUUGUUGUGUGCCUGGACGCCUCAGAUGACUUCCUGAGGGACUUGGUGAUCAACCUCCCUGAGAAGUUGGUGCAGGAGCAUAAGUACGAGCAGGACAACUUCCUGAAGAACUUGAGCAAGUACAGGGAGAGCAACGUGGAGGAAGAAACUCUCCUGAAAUACUUAGAAGAGCUGGACAUCACCUGCUUCCUCAUUGAUGUGAGCAGUGGGGAAACACCCAUGGAUCAGAUCCGUGACAGAGUGGGCCGGCCCAGGAACUAUGACAGCAUGGAGGUGCAGGAGGAGGGCGGCGUGCAGGCGGACAGCCAAGAUGAAGAAGAAGAAGACGAAGACGACGAAGAAGAAGAAGAUGAAGAAGAACUGGGGAGGAAGGAGGCGGAGGAUGCAAGGAAGAGGUCUGAACGUUGGGAGAAGUGGUCCAAGAGCUUUGAGGAGAAGAGACAGUGGGAAGUGCAGCAGUUGGAAGUCCUGAGCGUCCCGAUGAAGAAGUACUUGAUGGACACCAACAUCAUGGCCACCAUCUCUCAGGGCUUGAUAGCCUGUGGUGCAGCGUGGCCGGACGACCCGCUGGACUUCCUGGCUGAAUAUUUGAUGAAGAACUCCUGACAUGUUCUGGCUUCACGGUGAAGGUUCUGGACGAAUAUUGCUGAUUAAUGCUGUUUGCCACCUUGCACCAGGUGUACGUGGCUGGACCUCACCCUCUCACCACUUCAAUAAUGAUCUUCUGAUGUUGUUCCUACUAAAACUCUUC
This is a messenger RNA of Nerophis ophidion (straightnose pipefish), 1609 nucleotides long. RefSeq names its product adenylate kinase 7-like. Gene Ontology annotation, biological process: nucleobase-containing compound metabolic process. The record is from RefSeq and is a predicted model, not a curated record. Gene Ontology annotation, cellular component: cytoplasm. NCBI's taxonomy places the organism in Eukaryota, Metazoa, Chordata, Actinopteri, Syngnathiformes, Syngnathidae. The coding region runs from base 13 to 1464 and encodes 483 amino acids. Gene Ontology annotation, molecular function: ATP binding; AMP kinase activity. The transcript is spliced from 12 exons.